AUGCCUAUCUUCUCGAGUUUGAAUAGCUUUUUGAGACGCCAUAAGAAGAAGUUGAUAGUGACAGCAACUUUGACGUUCUCGGCAUACUUUUUGGUUAAUCAAUUUAUUAUCAAGAAGUUAAAGAACUUCCAAAACUCGUUGAGACAAGAAUUGUUUGUUAAGGAGCAAAUAAAACGAAGAUUUGUUCAAACUCAAAAUGACUGCUAUUUAACCAUAUUGGCAUUACUUCCUGUGUUGACUCAGCCAAUUAUAAACCAUUUACCUAUUGAAUUAAUUACCCAGGCAUUAAAAUUGAAAAAGACCAAUUCGAAUCCCACACCUCAAGAGAUAUCCGAUUCAUUAUUGACUACUGAUAACUUAACUAUGCACCAAAAUACAAACGAUUCUAGUGACUUAUCGCAUUAUAUGAGUUUAUCGAAGACCGAAUUAUGGAAGUUAUUGAAGAUCAAGACAUUGACCAGAACAUUAACUUUGAUGUAUUCGAUAUCUGGCUUGUUGUUAUUAACGAGACUCCAAUUGAAUAUUUUGGCCAGAAGAUCAUAUUUGGAGAGUGCAAUCAUAUUAGCAGGUGGUAAGGUCAAUGAUACUGAGACCUCUCAGGAUUAUUUUAUUGAACAAUCUUAUUUAUCAUUGAGUUGGUGGUUAUUAAACAAGGGCUGGUUGAAGAUAAGUGAUUUAGUUGAAAAGGUAGUUACUGAAAAGUUUAACACUAUCAAUGCUAGAACUGAGUUAUCUAUUAAUAAGUUCGAUGACCUUUUGUGUGAAAUGGUCAAUGAGUUGUCUACUAACCAUAAUCAAGAAAUUUUGAAUGCAGUUUUCCCAAUCAGUUACGAUAAUUUGAUAGAGAGUUUAUUAAACACAAACCCUGAAUUAAUUAAAGAAUUAGACAUAGAAGACUCGAUUAUGCUAAAAUUAAUCAAUGAAACUACAUAUCUAGUAAGCAACGAGGCAUUCGGAGACAUAUUGAUAAAUAUGGUAGACAGCUGUAAAUCGACGUUAAUCGAGAACUUGUUAUUAAGUUUGGAUCCAGAGAACGCAUACACUAACCAAGAGAAGGUGAUUGAUAUUUCAAACAUAAAACAAUUUAAAUUGGCAAACUUAUUGGCUCAGUUAAGUAUCCAAUGUGGUGUUUUAUGUGAUAAUAAUAACUUGAUGAAUGAUACUUUCAGUAACGAAUUAUCAGGUAAUAUCUACAUGAAUAAUUUGAAUGAAAUCGAGAGUUUAGAUGAGUUUAGUGCAUCGAUUUAUUCAAAUUUUGAGUAA
Debaryomyces hansenii CBS767 is the source of this 1263-nucleotide messenger RNA. It is a transcript of the gene PEX3, whose product is annotated as Pex3p. NCBI's taxonomy places the organism in Eukaryota, Fungi, Ascomycota, Pichiomycetes, Serinales, Debaryomycetaceae. The coding region runs from base 1 to 1263 and encodes 420 amino acids. Gene Ontology annotation, cellular component: peroxisomal membrane. Gene Ontology annotation, biological process: protein import into peroxisome membrane. Gene Ontology annotation, molecular function: protein-macromolecule adaptor activity. The transcript has a single exon. The record is from RefSeq and is a predicted model, not a curated record.